This is a messenger RNA of Colletotrichum godetiae, 1794 nucleotides long. RefSeq names its product heterokaryon incompatibility protein-domain-containing protein. Lineage: Eukaryota; Fungi; Ascomycota; Sordariomycetes; Glomerellales; Glomerellaceae. The record is from RefSeq and is a predicted model, not a curated record. Bases 160 to 1578 code for a protein of 472 amino acids. The transcript has a single exon.
UCUUUUAGUCUCCUGACAGACUCUCAACAGGAAUCACGUUCGUCAGUUCGAUGUCGAGAAUCGCGACAGCAUAGCUAAACUGAGAAGCGUGCGUCAGACAAUCAGGACAUAGAUGCAUGCACCUCGAGUCAUCACGAGGUCCACCGAGGUCGCAGAACCAUGUCUCUAUCGGAUGGCAUCUACUCUCCGCUGAAUCGCGAAACGAAAUCAACCAGGCUUCUGCAAUUUCAGCACCAGCAGGAAGACGAAUCUUUGCAAUGCACGCUAGCAACCCAUUCGCUAAACGAUGCUCCGCCAUUCAUCGCUCUCUCAUACGUUUGGGGAGCACCUGAACCAACAUACGAUAUAACCAUAAACGAAGUCAUAUUCAAGGUGCGAGAGAAUCUUUGGCAUGCCCUUCAACGACUGGCACAUAUCGCCAAUAACGACGAAAACUGCAUCUCGCGACAGAAGAAGUCUGGCACAGUAUUACCGAAGUACUUCUGGGUCGAUGCUGUUUGCAUCAACCAAGAUGAUAACUCUGAGCGAGGUCACCAAGUCGGCCUGAUGAAGGACAUUUUUUCUACGGCCCACUUUGUAAUAUCGUGGAUCGGACAGGAAGAGGGCGAGAUCGCUGUCAUGUUUGAAUAUCUCCAAGGCCUCAAACACACUGCCCGUCGCGAGAGAAAUCACUAUCUACGCACGCAAAAACGCAAGUUCUCCUUCAAGGAUGCAAAGUGGUUCGUGUCACGACCGUACUGGUCCCGGAUCUGGAUCGUGCAAGAGUUCACUUUAGCCAGAGAGCUCUGGAUAUUAUGCGGACCUGCCGCCAUAUCAUGGACUUCCCUGCAGCAGUUUCGACCGUUUGGCAUAUCCGACCAGACAAAUCUGGGAUUCAAACAUCUCUCAAAAUCGGAAAGCCACUACAGCAUCGAGAGCCGCGUCAACAGCUGUAGAGAGCUGUCAAAACUCCGGCGUUCCUGGCAAACCGAUCCAAAACGACCCUCCUUCACAGACAAGGAACCCGGAUUCGGUGCGCGACCUCGACUGACUCGCCUCUUGGCCUUCUCCAAAGACUACCAGUGUACCGAUCCCCGAGACCGAGUGUACGGCCUGCUUGGACUCACGGAAGAGGACGGCGUCCAGGACCGAUUGCCAGCUGAUUACAACAUCACGCCAUUUCAACUUUAUCAUCGCGUGAUCCAUCACCUCAAAAGCCAGGGGCAGUCCUUUCUUCCUCACUUAUUUCGCGACAGGCUAGCUCAGGGACUUCAAAUAUGCGACCACGAAAGCCUUCCGACUUCCACGUUUCUUUACGAAAUAGUGGCCAGCCGAUGUGUGAAAAGACUUCUCACGACAGGUGCAAAUAUGUGGAGAGAACAGUUUCUAAAAGAGGUAACGGAGUUCUUGGACAUCGCGGAUGAAGAUGAUGAUUCAUAUCAAAUGUUUUCGAGAAUUAUCCGCGGAAUGGAAUAUUUUCCUUCUAACGAAGACCCAACCACUUGGGCAGAGUUUAUUGAAGCUUUGAAGAAAGCUUUGAGCAUUGAUUACAAGAAGUUGUUGGAGCUUCCAGUAGUUGACUCCGAUAGCAUCAAAUGACAAAAUUUGAGCAAUGAUUCGUGUGGCCUCAGUCUAGGCUGUAAACCAUGGAUUCAGAGACCAACGUUGACGACUCAGUCAAGUCCGUCGAGAAGACGUGAUGAAUUCCAGGAUAAUUUAAAGAAGAAGCCAAGAAAAAGCUGACAAUGAAUUAGAUUUCAACGGAUCUUGCUAGGAUAUUUCAAGUUGCUGAUCGGAUGUAUGCAUGCCAUCGCU